AAAUCCGCUAUAACUAUGGUACAAAGAAAGAGAAGAGAGAAAGAUGAAAAGGGUCAUUUCUUGAGCUCAAAGGGUGUCCAUUUUUGUGCAUUUUUUCAGCUAAAAAUGGACUAAAAAAUUUGCAGAUUUUGAGUUUUUUUAUGUUUUUAUAUAUAUAUAUAUAUAUAGUGGGGUUUUCUUAGUGCAAUUAGUCAUAGAUCCAUAUAUAGAAAGUAAGAACUUAAGAAAAAAAAGUUGGUUUUUUUAGCACACUGAUUUUGUAGAUAUUAAUUUUCUUAUGGCUAUGUAGAAGCAGAUAGUAUAUAGUGGGGGUGGGGUAUCAAGAUAAUUGGUCAUAAGAGAGAGAGUGAGAGAUGGAUUAAGAAAAAGGUGGAUUCUUGAAGUUAAAGGGUGACCAUUUAUCUUCAUUUUUUUGUCUAUUAACAAAAUUGAACUUCUAAAAUUUGCAUAUGUUGGUGAAUUAGUGAUAGAUCCAUAGAUAGAAGGUGUCAAGAAAGUGGUAGAGAUGAAAAAGGUGGAGUCUUGAACUCAAAGGGGGAGGCAGCCAUUUUCUUUGUUCAUUUGCAGAUAUUGAUUUGUAGAGAGUGCUGAUUAGUGUCUUUUGGAAACAGCCUCUCUAUCUUGGAGAGUAGUGGUAAGGUCUGCGUACACUUUACCCUCCCAGACCUCAGGUUUGUUGUUGUUGUUGUUGAUUUGUAGAGAGCUGAAAAAGGUGGAGUCUUGAACUCAAAAGGGUAAUUAUUUUCUUCAUUUUUCAGCAAGAAAUGCAUUGCAUAAUGGGGUUUCAGUGAAAUUAGUGAUAGAGGGGGGAUAAAGUCAAACUGGUGAAGAGGGGUUUUGAUCAAUCUUGAAAUUGAAAUGGAUAGUACAAAAGCAGCAUCAGCAUCAGCAGCACAAGGACCAACACCACCAGCUGAGGAGCUGCUUAAGAAGAUUCAAGAAUUGGAGGCAGGACAUGCUCAAAUGAAGCAUGAGAUGUCUAAGCUUAUGAUGUGUGAUGAUCAUAGAACACAAAGACAAAGGGCACAUUCUAUAUCACCACAGAGACCGCCUCGUAUUCGAGCUGGUGGUGGAUUUGAUGGUGGUUCUGCUGCUGUGUGGAAAAGGGGGUCAAUUUCCUUCCGGCAUUCGUCGCCAUUGCAAAGAGAGAGUAGUAGUAAGGGUGAGGGAGAUGGUAGUAGUAUUGGUGGAGGAGGUCCUGCUGCAGUGAAAUUUACUGAUAGACAGUAUUUGAAUAUAUUACAAUCAAUGGGCCAAGCAGUGCAUAUACUUGAUCUCAAUGGUCAAAUAAUUUAUUGGAAUCGAACUGCUGAAAAACUAUAUGGUUAUUCUGCUGCAGAAGCUCUUGGAAAUGAUCUCAUUGAACUCCUAACAGAUGCUCGGGAUCAUGAUGCUGCUAAUAACAUUGUACAGAGAGUGAUAAGGGGUGAGAGUUGGACUGGACAGUUUCCAAUUAAGAAUAAGCAAGGGGAAAGAUUCCUAGUCGUUGCUACCGAUACCCCUUUUUAUGAUGAUGAUGGUACUUUGCUUGGUGUUAUUUGUAUAUCAAGUGAUAUGAGGCCUUUCCAAGAAUCAGGGCUUAUGUCUAUGGGAGUGAAGCAGUUGGAAGCUGAUACAAGAUUUAGAGCCAGAACCCUUACUUCUUCUAAACUUGGACUUGAUCCACAGCAGCCCCUGCAAGCUGCCAUUGCCUCCAAAAUUUCUAAUUUUGCCUCAAAGGUGAGCAAUAAGGUUAAGUCAAAAAUAAAGACAGGAGAGAGCAGCAUGUUUCGUGAAGGCGGAAGUGGAGAUAGUCAUUAUUCUGACCAUGCAUUUUCUGAUGCUGCUCUCUCAGAUCACAGGGAGGAUGCAAAUUCAAGUGGAGCAAGUACGCCUAGGGGAGAUGUUCUCCCUUCUCCUUUUGGAGUAUUCUCUAAUCUUGUAAAAGUGGAGCAUUCUGGGGAUGAGAGUGAGGGAAAACAAGGCAUUUCUAAGAUUAUCACCUCGAAGGCAGAGGCGUGGAUGGCGAAGAAUAGCUUAUCAUGGCCAUGGAAAGGCAAUGAGCGAGAAGCGUCAGAGUCAAGAACUACACGAUCUGUGUGGCCUUGGUUAAACAAUGACCAAGACAAUGAGUUAAAUCACAUCAACAGUUCUAAUACAGUUAAACCAGAAAAUCAGGUUACUGAAACAUACCGUACAACCACUAAUGAAGCUCCAGGAUCCUGGUCUUCAUUUAAUAUUAACAGCACAAGCAGUGUUAGUAGCUAUGGAAGCACCAGCAGUAGUGCUGUUAAUAAGGUGGACAUGGAUACUGAUUGCCUGGAUUACGAAAUCUUGUGGGAGGACUUGACUAUCGGAGAGCAGAUUGGAGAAGGAUCUUGUGGAACUGUUUAUCACGGGCUGUGGUAUGGAUCAGAUGUCGCUGUUAAAGUGUUCACCAAGCAAGAAUAUUCUGAGGAAUUGAUAUAUUCCUUCAAACAGGAGAUCUCCCUUAUGAAAAGACUUCGACAUCCAAAUAUUCUUCUAUUCAUGGGUGCAGUUACUUCACCGCAACGUCUCUGCAUUGUCACAGAAUUCCUGCCACGGGGAAGUUUGUUCAGGCUAUUACAGAGGAAUGCAUCCAAAUUAGAAUGGAGACGACGAAUCCACAUGGCUUUAGACGUAGCUCGUGGCAUGAAUUAUCUUCAUCAUCUUACCCCUCCUAUAGUUCAUCGCGACUUGAAGUCUUCAAAUCUUCUUGUGGACAAGAACUGGACUGUGAAGGUUGGGGACUUUGGUCUGUCACGUCUUAAACAUGAAACAUAUCUAGCAACAAGGACGGGUAAAGGAACGCCUCAAUGGAUGGCUCCAGAAGUUCUUCGCAAUGAACCUUCAGAUGAGAAGUCUGAUGUAUACAGUUUUGGAGUGAUCCUAUGGGAACUCGCCACGGAGAAAAUCCCUUGGGAUAACCUCAACACAAUGCAGGUGAUUGGAGCUGUAGGAUUCAUGAAUCAGCGGCUAGAUAUCCCAAAGGAUGUUCAUCCACAAUUGGCGUCUAUUAUCGAGAGUUGUUGGCUCAGUGAGCCACAAUCUCGUCCUUCAUUCCAAGAGUUGAUGGAAAAACUUAAGGAUCUGCAGAGACAGUACGUUAUUCAGGCACAGGCAGCACGUAGCACUGCAGGAGAUAGCAGCCAGAAGGAACAGUAAACACAACAAACAGACGUAUAUGGUUGAGUUUCAUCUGCUGAUUGCUAACUGUUCAAGAUUUUAUGGCUGUCGCAUGAAAGUUGGUCGGUCAGAGCUCACAAACAGCUUGUGUUGUCGGAUCCUACAUUCAAAGGCUAAAUGUUAGGCUUGCAGUUAAUUCAUUACAAAGAAAUCUGAUGAAGAAAACGAAGCUCCCUUUAUUCGAGUCAAGUUGGUAAUAGUCAUUUACUGCCCUACGUGAGUCUUGACAUGAUUCUUGUUCGAUGAAUUCACAGUUUGCAUUGGUUUGUUAUCUUUUUAUGAAGUGAAUUCGUCUUCAAAUCGUUGUGGGUUUUACAAGGUUACAACAUUCAAAUAUUUGUAUAUUGAAUGAGAAAUUUGCAUCCCAGGUGGUAUGUUUCAAGUCAUUGAUUUUCUUCUUGUA
Solanum tuberosum (potato) is the source of this 3589-nucleotide messenger RNA. Its product is annotated as probable serine/threonine-protein kinase DDB_G0272254. The transcript is spliced from 13 exons. Bases 859 to 3165 code for a protein of 768 amino acids. Lineage: Eukaryota; Viridiplantae; Streptophyta; Magnoliopsida; Solanales; Solanaceae. Gene Ontology annotation, biological process: protein phosphorylation; regulation of DNA-templated transcription. Gene Ontology annotation, molecular function: protein serine/threonine kinase activity; ATP binding. The record is from RefSeq and is a predicted model, not a curated record.